Molecule: messenger RNA, 2240 nt
Organism: Botrytis sinoallii
Lineage: Eukaryota; Fungi; Ascomycota; Leotiomycetes; Helotiales; Sclerotiniaceae
Exons: 2
Coding region: 957-1916 (319 amino acids)
Source: RefSeq, a predicted model, not a curated record
AGCAUGAUCACCGAGGCGCGCGGCGAUUGUUCCAACUUUGGUCUAUUUACGUCCCAUCUCCACGAUUAUUCAUGCAUUCGAAGCUUUUUCCCAGGAGGGAUAAGUGAGAUAAGAAUUUUAAAGUCCUUGGUAUCGGUGGCUCGAGGGUCAAUGAGGGUCACCAUAAUCCCGGUACGAAACUCUUCGAAACUCGCUUCCCCCUCGACCCCUCCAGGUCUUGUAACAUUGCAGAAAUCGUCCAUUGCAAUAAUUACAUUACCCAUCUUGAUGUUGCCAUGAGAAAACGCCUCGUUGCGAAGUCGCAUGGGCAGUAUGUACAAAUUCAACCAUCCAGAAGUUUGCGUUUGCGGAGAUUUCAAUUUCCGAUGGCCAUCUGGGAGAGUUCUCCCAUGAAAUAUCGACGCAAGUUUUGAAUGUCAUCAAGGUCAUCGUACUUGAGACCCCGCCUCAAACGUCAAACAGAGAUUUACAUCAUUUACCCCAGUACCUAAGAAACACUAUUUUGAUGCAGAAACGGGAUGAAAACUCAUAGAGAUAUGCAACUCUACCCAUGCGCAAUCAGAAACUGUGAUUCCAUCGACUACUCGUCGUUCCCUGUAAGAUGGUUUUGAACCUCAGAGGUUACUGAACUUGGUUUUAUCGAUAUUCCAGACGACCAAGUUGGUUCUUCAUAUAACACCCAACGUUCUGCUCUUUAAGUUUCCCUCUUCUUUCCUUACACUUGACGUGACUACCUAUUUCGCAGCUAAUAUUUACUUUCCUUUCUUCACCAACUGGUUUGGCUGCCUUACAUUCUUUAUUGUAGUUAUAUCCUGUUUUACUUAUCUUAUUCCGACUUUUUGACAAAGAUUAUAUUCUAUACCAACUUUUAACAACAUUUUCGAUUCUUCGAUUGCCGGCUCAGCCAUCUUUUACACAAUAUACUUUCAAUUUAUCAUCAAUCAACGACUAUCAUCAUGUCUUCAAACCAAAUGAACACCCAAGUGGCAUCAUCCACAUACGUUCCAGUCGACGUAGCCCAACGACACGAAUAUGGCAUCCAGAAGAACCGUAAAACGGCUUCCACUGGUGGCGGCAGAGCUUGGAGUGAGGAUGAGGAAGUUUAUCUUCUUCAAACUCGCCUUCAGAAAAUGCCUUACAAGCAUAUCGCUUCUCAUUUGAAGAAGACUGAAUUGGCUUGCCGUCUUCACUAUCAUCAAUUGUCCCAUGGAAGCAACCGCCGCAAGCGUACCAAUUCCAUGACUUCUUCCGGUAGCUCCAAUUCAGAAUCUUCGACUUUACCUCUCCGAAUGCCAUCUCCAAUUGAUGAGGCUACUCAUCUCCGAGCUAUAUCCCCUGUCUACAAUUACUCACCACAAUCACCUCAACACGUUCAACUCCCAUCUGCAUCUUCACUUCUAUCCCGCUCAGCUUCCAACAGUCCUUCUAGAACUCUUGGUCACCCCAUUGCUAUUCUCCCAAAGCCAACCCCUUCUCGACACGCAGUUAAUGAUUCCUCAUCGGAUCAAGCUCUCCGUCUCGAUUGCGUCAUGACUUCCACCCCAGUCACUGUUGCCAGCGUUGACAAAGAACGUCUUCGUCGUGUAUACGAAGCUCAUCGCAACUCUUUCUGGAACGUCAUCGCAUCCGAGUAUGGCGGAGGCGUAUCUCCUCUUUUACUCGAGGAGACCUGGAAGCAAGGUGUCGCAUCCAAUGGACCACCAACCCCAUGUGUCUCCCCAGACAUGCCAAAUCUCAACCGAGCAAGCUACCAUCAUUACAACAGCCAAGCCCCUCAACGAUUGCCAUCACCAAGCCAAGAGAUCAAGAACAACGCUACCAGUAUCUCGGCACUUCUCGGUAUUGAUGCUAGUCCCCGUAGUCCUAAGGAAAGAGAGAUGAUCAAAAGAUUGGAGGAAAGUAGGGAGAUGUGUUAAAUAAUUUUCUUUCUUCAUCAUUUAUAUCUAUUCACGAUUUCAUUCGUCAGGUGGUACACAAGAAAUGGUAAUCUUAUUGACACGACACGAAUUGGAUGAUGGUUACGAGGGGAGGAGUUCGAGCUCCACUUUGGAUACGAUUUGGGAACAGAGGGUAUUUGCACGAUGAUCUAUUCUUCUCGGCGCAAGGAGGGGAGUUAUGGGGCAUUCGUUCAAAUCCAUCUAUCAACCUUUCCAAUGGGGUAUUUUGUGUAGUACAGUAGCAAGCUUUAAUCGCAAUAGCGCGAAUCCUGAAUAUACUUUUGAAUUUCAAAUCCAUCUGCC